UGGGAUGUAGAGCCUGUUAGGUGAGUGCAGUGGCCGGCAGGAGGGAGCUUUACCUUUUAUUUUUAUUUUCUUUGGCAGUGGGCGCGCGGCUGCUGCAGUUUGGACCUAUAUAGAUAUAUAUAUCUAUAUAGAUAUAGAUAUAAAAUAUAUUUUCCUAACCGGUGCCUUUGAGCAGGACACCGGCGCGCAGGUUGAAUCCUCUCACAAUGGUUUUAAAAGAUGCGGCUCCUUUACGCGAAUGUUGCGGAAAACGGGCAGAGGACUGUUUGCCUUGCUGUUGAUUGUGUUGGAGUGGACCUGCCCAGGCCUACUAUCCCCACUGCGGCCAAUCUGUGACCUGAGGGUCCUAAACCAUUUCAUCCAGGAAGCACGAGACGCAGAAGUCGCUAUGAGGUCAUGCAGAGAAGGAUGUGGCCUAACACAGACGGUCUCUGUUCCCCAAACUACAGUCAACUUCGAGGACUGGGAGAAGAAAAAUGCACUAGAGCAAGCUGAGGAAGUGCAGACCGGCUUGUGGCUGUUACAGCAGGCCCUCGGCUCAUUUGGACCAUCGGUCACCAACACGGCGCUGAACAACCACAUAGACAACACUGCCAGAAACCUGGUCAGCAUCAAUGCUGUGCUGCGUAGCCUCAAUUUUCAGGAAUACACACCGCCGGCAAACGCGUCGAGUCUGGACGGCACAUGGACAGUGUCCUCGGCAACGGAGCUGCUUCAAGUCCACGUGAACUUCCUGCGAGGAAAAGUGCGCCUUCUUCUUAUGGACGCGCCGGCGUGCCAGCAAGAUGUCAGCUGAUACCUCCCCCCUCCGCCACACAUGCACACACAAACACAACACCGUGGAGAAAUGUGACACGCUGGUCGCUGUGCGGGGGGAAAAGACCGCAGUCUUGUUGCACAGAGGACGGUCCCCCAGCAAGGCUUUUGGACAGAUGGGACCUUGGACUGUAGAUGUGACUACACGCCCUGAUAAAAAACCAUGCGGGGAUCACCGCACCAAUAGCCGUUCUAACAGGCACUCCCUUGCACUUUGCGUAUGGAUGUACUUUUGUAUGUUAGCAAUGAGGCUGGUGGUUUCCGUGGGUUUGACCCCUGCUCUUUCCUUUGUGGAGGUGGAUGGUGGAGUGGAACACUUGGAAGAUAUUGAUCGCAUCCUGGAAAUCGGUGACGUAGCGUAGAAAAAAAGAGAAAAAACAAAGUGGUUUUAUCUUCACGUGCCUUUUUCCAGUCUCCACGAAAACAUGUAAUCUCACAGAAAUUGUAUUUUUUAAGUGAUGUAAAAGUUAUUUAUACAGUUUUUAUAUGGUUUAAGACCUUUUUCACAUCCUGCUGAACAUUUGCACACAAAGAUGUUCUCAUCAGUCGCUGCUUUUCUAGGAAGAUCCUGUGUGUGAGAAAGGCUGAGUCACACCUCACGUGACUCAGCGUUUCAGUCGGUGUGUGAGAGUCCCCCUCGACUGUGAAACUGUUUGUUCAAUUUCUGCCGGAAGAUCCGUGCAACGAAACAUCCUGUGCAGCUUUAAUCGCCACUUUCCAGAAUCUCGACGCCAUGCAAUCAGCUGAUCCUGGGAACUUAUGCUUUGACGUUGAAAAAGGGAUUCUCGCAGAUGGAACUCGUUGAAGGGUCUUCCUUGUUUUUGUACUUUGCUGCGUAAGUCGGAGACGUUUUCGACGAUGUUUUUCCUCUUUUCUUUCCUGUUUAGUUGUACUGUUUUUGUUCCGUCAUUGUAAAACUGGCUAUUUAAGUGCAAACAAAAACGUAUUUUUCUUCCAUCAUAUUUUCAAGACUUGAGGCUUAUUUUUUUCUGAUCUCGACCCUGACACGUAUAUUUAAACGUAGGUGUUGUAUUUAAAGAACGAAAAAUUACUUUGAAGAAAACUGACAACUUGUGAUUGGAAAACCUCUGUAGCUAAAUACUGACAUCUAGUGGACAUUCAUGGGUAUGACAGUCAAUUGAAAAGUUAUUUUUACGUUUGGUUUUUUAUUUUUUCUGAGUACAUGCAGGCUUAAAGGUUUUUAAAAUAAAUAAAUGUGGCACAUGUUCACAAAUACAUCGUAAAA
This is a messenger RNA of Oryzias latipes (Japanese medaka), 2062 nucleotides long. It is a transcript of the gene epoa, whose product is annotated as erythropoietin a. The record is from RefSeq and is a predicted model, not a curated record. Gene Ontology annotation, cellular component: extracellular region. Gene Ontology annotation, molecular function: erythropoietin receptor binding; hormone activity; cytokine activity. Gene Ontology annotation, biological process: nucleate erythrocyte development. Lineage: Eukaryota; Metazoa; Chordata; Actinopteri; Beloniformes; Adrianichthyidae.